UGUAAACUUGUGUCAACCAUUUUAUAUCUCUAUUGAUAAGAUUCAUUGAAUUCAUCCAUGAGCGUAACCUCACUUUCACGAGUCGUUUCAAUCCUACGGAGUUCUCAUGAACGCGCAGUGGCACUCAAGUUAACCUAGUGUCAAAGAUGUUGGAUGAAAAAAUGUCCAACAGUGUCCGUAAUCUAAAAGUAGAAGCCCUGAAAAAUUUCAACCUUGUCGAUACAGAGGCGAAAGCAUUGGACUUGGACAAACCUCGGAAACUAGAUCCCUUAAAGACGGGAUCGACGAUCAUUGUUACUGGUUACAUACUUCCUAACGCAACUAGAUUCUCUGUAAAUCUAACAUGCAAGACACCCGAGACCUUGGCACUGCACUUUAACCCACGCCUGGAUAGACAGUACGUUGUCAGAAACACCAAAAGACAUGGCACUUGGGAAGAGGAGGAACCAUGCGCCCCGAUCGGAGUUCAGGGCUUCUCCUUCAAGAGGAGCACGUACUUCCACCUCAUGAUCUUCUGCUCUCCUAACAGUUUUCAGAUAGCCGUGAAUGGAGAUCAUUUCUGCGAGUUCGCCUUCAGGGUGCCGCUGGAGACGAUAACUGGGAUCGAGGUGACCGGCCAUGUUGAGGAUGUAAAGACGAGACAAUGCGUCCGAUUCGUGUACCCUGAUCCGAAUAUCCUGAAGACCUCUCCAGCUCUGCAACUGGAUGGUACCCAUAUUCUCGAAGAAAAUCUGGAAAUGCCUGUAAACGUGGACCUCAACAAUGGCUUCCGAACUGGAGCACGCCUCUUCGUCAAGGGCAGGUUGAAACUUCUGCCUCACUCGUUCUACUUGAAUCUGCAGAAAGGGAAGUUCAUCUAUCCACAUCCGGUGAUCGCUCUUCACCUUAAUCCGAGAUUUUUGUACGGCAGAUCGCCGCCGUGCGUCGUUCUGAAUUGUUGGCAAAAUGGAAGUUGGAGUCGCGAGGAAAGACAGGAAGGACACUUGUUCUGGGGACCGGGAAGAGAGUUUCUCCUUACUGUGCGCUGUGAACGCGAUGCCUGGACGAUAUGGCUGGACAACACAAUGAUUGGAGAAUUCAAGCACAGACUCGAUCCCACGAUAAUCGACAGUUUGCGUAUCGUAGGAGAUGUGAUUAUUCAUCAACUUGCUGUUAAUUACAAGUAAUGGCCAAAAGGAGUAUGCCCACCGGGGACCUCCUCCAGGAGAGCUGUCGUUCAUAAAUUAGACAGGAGUCCAAAAGCUUCCUCUCGCUUUCCGACGUGGAAAACUGCUUCCGUACCAAACUUCGACUGAUUUCUGGACGACGAUGACUGCGAUUAUUCCCAGUCCCUGCAUAAAGUCAGCUCCAUUUUUACCGUCCACGGCAUUCCAGGCUGAGAUACAUAAGUAGGUUCGGCAAAUGAUAAUGUCUCCGAGCUCGAGGAUUUUUCAGUAGGUGUCAACUAUUUUCUACGAUUUUUUCAGAGAAAUAAUUGGCGUCACGCCAACGAAAGGAACAAUUGAGUAGAGAUAGGAAAACUUCCGACUAAGACCAUUCCACGAGCAGAUCUCUUUUCUUUCUUUAUUUUAAUCUCUUUUUUCCCCCACUUUUUUUUUUAUUCAAGUCAAGCUCUGCCAAGUUUCUAAUCUCCGCGAUAGUACGGAGUAAUUUUUUAUGUAUAUUUUAUCUCUCUCUCGUUAUUCUGUAUUCGAGGAAUGCGUCUCGUCGAGGAAAAAAAUAUCGUUCUUUCGGUCUCGCUGGGUCGAAGCGACUUCCGGCACGUUUCGUAGCCUCUAUAAGUGAUUAAUCAGGGAGGGGAGAAAAUAUUAAAAAAUGAAAAAAAAAUCUCGUCAAACUGAGCACGGGCAACGAGAGAGCUAUUGUACUCCCGUGCCUAAUUUUCACAGGAAGCCGUACUCUCUGUGAAGCGUAACCGAUGUUACGUAAUUGCGUAUCAUUUUUACAUCACGAAUGGUUCGUUUGUAUAUGAAGUGUUGAAUUUUUAAAUAUUGUAUCGCCUUAUUUAUUAAUAAUAAUGUACAUUACUUUUAGGAAACAAUAAAAACAAUUACAUUUUCACCA
Messenger RNA from Orussus abietinus, 2064 nucleotides. RefSeq names its product galectin-6. Bases 147 to 1166 code for a protein of 339 amino acids. The record is from RefSeq and is a predicted model, not a curated record. Gene Ontology annotation, molecular function: carbohydrate binding; galactoside binding. Lineage: Eukaryota; Metazoa; Arthropoda; Insecta; Hymenoptera; Orussidae. The transcript is spliced from 8 exons.